GUUCCCAGCUUGAAGCCCAGCGCGGCGGCCGAGCCGGCCGGGGGCCGCCUCUGGCAGCCCCGGGCCGGACGCCCCUGUCCCCAGCAGCCGGGGCAGGAUGGCGCUGAAGCGGAUCCAGAAGGAAUUAACCGACCUGCAGAGGGACCCUCCUGGCCCGAGCUCCGCAGGACCUGUGGGAGAUGAUCUGUUCCACUGGCAGGCCACCAUCAUGGGCCCGAAUGACAGUCCUUACCAAGGAGGAGUUUUCUUCCUGACCAUCCAGUUUCCUACAGAUUAUCCUUUCAAGCCCCCAAAGGCAGUGGGCUCCGGUAGAUGUUUACCAGCAUGGUCCCUCCACACUUGGGCCCAGAUGCCUUCAAGACACAGCUGCCCUCAGAGUGUGAAGGACACUGACCAUUUGGAGCCCUGCUUUCAUGCCCUGGAUCUGCUAUCCAAGCGCACCAGGAGAGCAUCAAGAAGUAAAGAAGAUCUGAGUCUAUCCACGUGCAAGAACAGUAUACAGCCUUGUGUGAAUGACAGAGCAAUUUGCUAAGGAGAAGAGAGAAGAGUUCUAGGAAUGACCUGUGGAGACAUCUCACAUUCUCAAACCAAGGAACAACCAACAAGAGGGAGAUGGCCAAAAGGAAAUAGGAACUCAGGAAAAGCAGGAGUGGGAGGGAGAGGGACGUGGACAGGAUCUACACACAGCAGCCAGAGGGACAUUUUUAUUUUUAAAUAAAUAUAUUUAUUUAUUUAUUUAUUUUUGGCUGCGUUGGGUCUUCGUUGCUGCGCGCGAGCUUUCUCUAGUUGCAGUGAGCGGGGGCUACUCUUUGUUGUGGUGCGCGGGCUUCUCAUUGCAGUGGCUUCUCUUGUUGCAGAACACAGGCUCUAGGCGCACAGGCUUCAGUAGUUGUGGCAUGUGGACUCAGCAGUUGUGGCACACGGGCUCUAGAGCACAUUUCUCGGUCUGAGCGCAGGCUCAGUAGUUGUGGCGCAUGGGCUUAGUUGCUCUGCAGCAUGUGGGAUCUUCCCGGACCAGGGCUCGAACCCGUGUCCCCUGCAUUGGCAGGCGGAUUCUUAAGCACUGCGCCAUCAGGGAAGUCCGCAGAGGGACAUUUUUAAAAUAUCCCUGGAUCAGGGACUUCCCUUGUGGUCCAGUGGUUAAGACUCCGUGCUCCCAAUGCGGGGGGGCGGUGCCCGGGUUCGAUCUCUCGUCAGGGAACUAGAUCCUGCAUGCCACAACUAAGAAAGAUCCUGCGUGCCACAACUAAGACCCGGCGCAGCCAAUAAAUAAAUAAAUAAACAUAAAAACAUCCCUAGGUUACAUCCUCUCUGUUUAAAGCCCUCCAGGGAUUCCAUCACACCGAAAAAUAAAGUCCUCCCCCUGACCCACAGGGUCCUACAGGAUCCAACCCACACCCGUGCCUCCUUCCCUCUCUUUUUCUCUGGGCUCCCACCUCAGAGCUCCAGCACCUCUUGUUCCCUCUGCCUGGAACACCUCCCUCCAGAUCUUCCACAGCUGCAUCCCCCACCCUCCCACCCCCAUAUCCAGGCUCUGCUCCUGUGUUACCUCUGGGAGGCCUUCCCUGAUCUGUCAAGCUGAAAUAUGCUACCACACACUAGAGCAGCAAGUGGAACCCUAAUGUCCCCACCUUCCCACACCAGGGACCCCUCAGCCUUCUUUCAGUGGAGCCCGGGUCUCCCUGCUCUUCACUCAUCAGUGUGGAUGGACCUGGUCACCACACUGAGCUGACCUAGCGCCAGAACAAAGGGACCUGCCUCUUUGGUCUGCACAGCCUGAUUCAGGCAAGGUAGGGCCUCCCCCGGUUGACUAAAGUGUUGAAGAGUGCUCCCUAGUAGGCCUUCGGGAUCCAGGGCCCCCAGGCUGGGGGCUGGCAACCAAGUGGAUGAAGGAAACUGGGAACUAGGACGUGUUUAAAUAGGAACAUUCCCAGAGAAAGAAGAGAAAACAAAGACACGUGGAGCCAAAGAAAAUAAGGAACAAGAACAACACGACUGUCUGUGGGUUGAACUCCCCUGGAAUAUGGAGGCUAAAGGGACUGGGGUGGAUCAGAAAGUCACCUGAAGGUCAGGUCUGAGGAAAAAAAGGACAGCAGAGAUGUUACUGAAGACAAAAAAAAAAAAAAAAGACUAGAAAUCGGGAGAGCUGGGAGGCCUCCAUUUACUAGAGUUCAUUUUUCCGAUGUAAACACAUUAGCAAAGUCAAAGUGGAGAAACGAGGAGACCUGUACACUGCAGAAGAUCCAGGGUGGUUGGGGAGUGAGGAGGGCUGCAGACAGAGCUGCUGAAGGCAAGGAAUAUUUGGCCAGGACCGAAGGUUUCCCCAGGGUGGGACCAGGUAACUGCUCUGCCCAUCAGAGAGAUGUCAGAGUUUCUGCCUGUAAGACAAGCAACAGUAAUGUGAACAGAAAUGAAAAUGGACAUAACAAAUGAAAAGUAUUUGUGUCCAAAUAAGGUUUACAAGCCCUUAAAUGCACAGUCCAGACCCCAACACCUUAAGAUUUUGGUAACUGAUUUGGCAGCAAAAUCUGACCUGAACUGCCAUGAGGCUAUUUAGAGUCUUUCUAUAACCCACUUAACUGAUUUUUCAGACGUCACUGCAGAAAAAUGAACACGUUUGAUUACCAGACUCUGCUCGGGAUCCUGUGGUAGAGUUCAUAGAGUAUAAAGGGUAUAUGCGAUAUUUUCUGAAAGCUGAAUGACUCAAUUCCAAAGCAUGGAAUUCUAAGGGGCUAUGGGACUGUGGAUCUGAAUUUUAGGAAAGUGGGGGAGUUCUCUAGGGCAGAGAAGGAAGCUUUGAGCUGCUGUGGGCCGGGCAUGUGUCUCUGUUUCCCUCCAGGUAGGUCAGUCAUAGUCAGGUGCAGGUUGAGGCAUGGUGGGCCCCUUCCAUCAGGCAGCCAGGGCCUGGAAAGAACCAGGACCUUGACGGAGCAGGACCCUAUGGGGCCUUCCCGGGGCAGACACCCCGCCCCUGCCACCGUGUCCUCUGCCUGCCUCUUGUCUUUAGAAAAACUUUAGCCUCCUAGGCCUUCCCUGAGUUCCAAAGAAUAAAUUUAAUCAGAGAAGUGAGAAAAUGCAGAAACAAAGGAAAACAGUCAAGCAAGACAAAAUAAUAAUAGUUUAGCCACUAAGCAAAGUCAAGGCCCUUUACUGCCUCCUCAAGGGCUACAGAUAUUAUUUGGAGCCAUAUCCUUGAGCUAUUUUUUGCAGAUACUGAAGCCCCCACUAGGUGGAAGAAGUUGACCGCGUGCUGCCCACAACCCAGACUGGUUGGAACCAGAAGGUUGACGAUGUUGAUUACCAGUUACCUCACCACCAACCAAUCAGAAGAAUGCCCACGAGCUGACCACACACCCCUCAGCCCCCUUGCCUCACCCUAUCUUAAAACCUUUCCCUGAAAGCCAGUGGGGGGGAGCUCAGAUCUUUUGAGCGUUAGCUGCCUGGACUCCUUGCUUUGGCGCCCUGCAAUAAAUGCUGCACUUUUCCU
Molecule: messenger RNA, 3487 nt
Organism: Balaenoptera ricei (Rice's whale)
Lineage: Eukaryota; Metazoa; Chordata; Mammalia; Artiodactyla; Balaenopteridae
Product: ubiquitin-conjugating enzyme E2 D4-like
Exons: 5
Coding region: 98-532 (144 amino acids)
Source: RefSeq, a predicted model, not a curated record